Messenger RNA from Diabrotica virgifera virgifera (western corn rootworm), 645 nucleotides. RefSeq names its product matrix metalloproteinase-18-like. Gene Ontology annotation, biological process: extracellular matrix organization; collagen catabolic process; proteolysis. Gene Ontology annotation, molecular function: zinc ion binding; metalloendopeptidase activity. The record is from RefSeq and is a predicted model, not a curated record. Lineage: Eukaryota; Metazoa; Arthropoda; Insecta; Coleoptera; Chrysomelidae. Gene Ontology annotation, cellular component: extracellular matrix. The transcript has a single exon. Bases 1 to 645 code for a protein of 214 amino acids.
AUGGCAUCAGCAGACACCUUUUCCGAAAACGAUGCUAUGAGGUUUUUUCAACAAUAUGGAUAUAUAGAUAGCAAUUCUAUAGCAAAUUUUAAUUCAACGCUCCUACAGUUCCAAGAAAAAUAUAAUUUAUAUGUGGAUGGUACAUUAAACGAUGAAACCAUAGCAUUAAUGCAAAAACCUCGCUGUCACACUGGCGAAAACGCUUACUCUCUUAAGGGAAAAUGGUAUAAACAUAAUCUAAGAUGGUAUUUUCCUCAGGCAUAUAACGUGAAACAUAUAUUUCAAUUAGUUGAACGAGCCUUUAAAAUGUGGGAAGAUGUUUCAAAUUUGCAUUUUACCAGAGUGAGUGUUCCUGUUCCGAAACCAGAUAUCACUAUAACAGCAGUUAAAAGAAAACAUUAUUUUCGUUCCAACUGUAUGGGGAACUACAAGUGUGGAUAUGAUUCUGAUGGUCGUGGUGGAACAUUAGCACAUUCGUAUUUUCCCAUCACUAAUGAUAGUUGCGUAGAAAUACAUUUAGACUUGGAUGAAAAAUGGAGUUAUAAUUUGAAUGAUACAGAUUAUGAUUCCACCAAUCUCUUUAUGGUCAUUCUUCAUGAAAUCGGCCACAGUUUAGGAUUAUUACACAGUAACCCGUUGUCCUAG